Dentiscutata heterogama is the source of this 124-nucleotide messenger RNA. The record is from the annotation of a GenBank genome assembly. Lineage: Eukaryota; Fungi; Glomeromycota; Glomeromycetes; Diversisporales; Gigasporaceae.
AUGCAUUCUUCCGACAAUUUAUUCUUAGGAUUUAGAGGAUUUAUGAAGCUGACCUUCCUAAUGACAUGUUUUAUUGAUGCUUCUGUUAAAGCAUUUGAAAUUGAUACUAGAACUAUGGGAUGUG